AUGCCAGGAAGAGGCAAUUUAUUUUUAAGGAGACUGAUGGAAAAGUGUAGGGUGCGAAAGAACGAUUUGCUUCUAGUGUUCAUUGACUUGGAGAAAGCGAUUGAUAGCAUACCACGAAGUAUUGUUUGGGAUAGCCUCAAGAAUAGAGGACAUGUAAUACAGGACAUGUAUGACAUGUAUGACGGAGUUUCGACUAACAUUCAAACACUGGUGGGUAUGACAGAGUCUUUUCCAAUUAAAGUAGGACUGCAUCAGGAAAUAUCUAAAUCUGUCUGGGAGACCGUAUCAUGGUGCAUACUUUUCGCUAACAAUAUAGUUUUGGUCGUAGAAACUAGGGAGGAGGCUAACAGUAAAUUGGAAGAGUGGAGGGAAGCCUUGGAGGGUAAGGGGUUGCGCAUCAGCUGUACGAAGACUGAAUACUUGCGAUGCGACUUCAAUGGGACAUAA
Molecule: messenger RNA, 447 nt
Organism: Amaranthus tricolor (Joseph's coat)
Lineage: Eukaryota; Viridiplantae; Streptophyta; Magnoliopsida; Caryophyllales; Amaranthaceae
Exons: 2
Coding region: 1-447 (148 amino acids)
Source: RefSeq, a predicted model, not a curated record